AUAUUCAGCCCUUUCGUGGAUUGUCAAUAUAAAGUAACCGUAUAAAAGUAACGAGUGUGUAAAAUUUUCUGCUGUGUCUACCUGCUCCGGACGGAGCUGAUUUCUUAAAUUUACAAUUAAUCGGCACAAAUAUAUUCCUGUAGCUAUGGAUUUGAUCUGUAAAGGGCAGUUGUUCCUGUUAUAAAUACUUCGCACGCGCCUUUUCGUAGAAACUAUUUUCUAUUCAAGCAUUAUUAUCGAAGGAUCUACUUCGUAGGUUUUCGGUAUGUGAUUUCUGAGAACCGAAUCGCUUAAAACGUAGUAAUUUGUAUGAGUUUAUAUAUAUUCCAUUGAAAAGUCGUUCGGUACAUCCGUUUUACUUGUGAAAUAUAAGUUACAUACUAACAAUUACAUGAUCAUAAAUGUGGCUAGUUCUUUUGUGUAUAAAAUAAUUUAUAUGGUCAUGAUUUCUGGACAUCGAAUUCGUUUUUUAUGUGUUCAUGUUUGUGUGUAACUUAAAAAUGUGAAUAAAAGAGAUACAUAUAGAAAUUGAUGCCAGCUGUCAAAAGAAUCAGCUGUCUUUUAGGCAUUAUUUUUUCGCAACCAGUGAUGUAUUAUUUUAGAAGUAUCAAUUUAUUAAUUCCUUCGUAAGAAAUCUGGGUCCCGAACGUUUGGUUAGAGUAAAAUCCUUCGGUCCAAAUAAAAUUCUUUCUACAUAUUUAUGUGCAUUUAUAUGCAAAGAACGUUUUGGUGGCUUAUAUCAACGCAAAUCCUAGCAUAAACCUUAAAGCCAAUCUGUUAUAUUCAAGUCAUGCCCAAUAGUAACGACUUUCUAGCGGGACACACAGAAAAUAUUUUAAAAAAUACAUCGUUAAUCAUCGGAAAAUUGAACUUCUCGGCAGAAAUGGCAGCAAGUAAAAGUGGUAGUACGCCCUCUGAGGCACAGCCCUCUAGCAAUACAAGCAAAAAUACUGAAAACUCAUUAAUAAAGCACCAGGGACAAAAGUGGCAACAAGUCUUUGAUUUCGAUAAAAUGCUAAAGCAAUUGCGAUCAUCUACUUCUGAGAAGCAACAUCAUCGGAGCAAAAAUGAUACAUCCUCGUCCAGUAAGAGUUCUUCAUCUAAUUCAUCUAGCCAAUCGUCAAAGUCGGGCAGUUCAUCUAAUAGUAAAAAUGGCAGGUCUAUACGCCAAGUACAGCGUUUAAAUGGCAAUGAUAUGCAUUAUUAUGGCAUAGCACCCAAGAAAGCAUCGGCUGGUGUUAUCGUUUGCAGCAUUUGUCGCGGUAUUUACACUAUGGUUGGCUUCAGUAAUCAUAUGAUAAUGCAACAUCCCACAGCCUGGGGAGCCAUCUCAUCCAAACUGACACUAACAACAUCUAACGAAAUGUUCAAUAUAAUAUCGAAUGAUAAUAGUCAAGACUGUUUACGAGAUGUUGCCGGCUCAACAGCACCAACUGAUAUUCUUGGCUCACCGUCAGAUCUAUCUGGCAUAAUGUCGACAUCAUCAAAUGCGUCGUCAUCCUCAUCAUCCAUAUCGACAACAUCAUCUACAUAUGCUGCAACACCACGGCAUAAAAGCAGCAAAAGUAGUGGAGGCACAACGGCUGGGAGCAGUUCAUCCGGUGGUAGCAGCAGCACAAGUGGCAGUCGGUCGCGGAGUAAACAAUCGCGACAUGGUAGCAAUAACAACAACCAUCACACAGCAUCGGUCGGGAUUCAUACGUCCGGCAGCGCCGCCGGUGCGGAGAAUACGCAAGCGCAAAGCAAAAGCUCGAAGAAAAGUAACAACUCCAAUAGCAGUUCAAGCUCUAAUGCAAAUACCAACAGCAAAACGGAAAAUACAAGUAAUGCACCGACAUUAGUAGCAACCACAGCGUCAAGUACAGUAAACGCUACUUUAGUAACGAAUAGCGGUAAAAAUAGUAAGGAGUCAGCAGCAAGUCUAGUAGAUACAGUGGUAACAACACCAAUCGCAAUUUACUCAUCAUCAUCGAAUUCGUCAUGCUCAUUACCACCAACACCGAAAUUAAGCACACCCCUAACUGAGGUAAAAAGCCCUGCUUUCGUUGCACAAGAAUCUGCCGAGUCGUCAGUUUCUAGUUCUAGCAUAGAUUUUGAACGUUUAACCUCCACUGGCAAAUCUUUAUCAGCCAAAUUAGCAACGAAUGCUUCGGGGAAAACUACAAAGACGAUUGCCAGUAUUUCUUCUACGCUGGCUUCAAGAGACUCCUCGAAAGCUGCUGUAAGCAAAGAAAUGAGUCGCUUUGAACCAGCACGGCUAACUGAACUCGAUCACGCAGUAUCCUCAAUAACUGAAAACACUACUAAAUUAGCCGACAAAAAAGUCGAUGUUAGUAUUAAAAAUAUCAUGGAGGGCAAUGCCAAUAUUGUAGCAGCUGGCACCAACAAUAUUUUCCAAAUUCCUACUACCACCAUAAUUGCUGAUAAUAGCAAGGAAAAAUUGCAGACUGUGUCUAUGAUGCCUACAUCAUCGAACAACAACAACAUGAAUGUUCAAACGGUGUUGCCAGCAAACUAUGUAGUAUCACAGGACGUGGUACAAAACUGUGAGGAGCCACUACCGCAUAACGCCUCAGAUGAUAAUUCCAUUUUAACAUUUGAUGAUAUGUUCGAUAGUAAAUUUAUCAAUGAAAUACUUAGCACGGCUGAUACGGAUAUACAGUUCGAUGAGAAUGAAUUGGAUAGGGCAACUGUAGCACAGCAGCAGCAGCAACAACAACAACAGCAACAGGUGCAAGAACAACAUCAAGUGUAUCAGCAACAGGUGUCACAUUCGGCCAAGCGCAUGCGCUAUGAUGAGAGUUUAUUGGCUAAUGGGCAGCAACAGCAACAACAGCAACAUAUAUUGCAACAACAACAGACACAUUCGAGUGUUGAAAUAACGGGUGAAUUUGUCACCUAUCAACAGCAGCAGCAGCAGCAGCAUCAACAACAACAACAGCAGUAUGUACCCUAUAAUGUGACGACGCUGGAAGAUUUGAAAUUGUUCAAUAGUGCAGGACAGUUGGUGGAACCGCAUCAACAACAAAUGCAGACACUUUUGCAACAUGGCACAGAACAGCAGCAGCAACAACAACAGCUUACUGCUAUCGAUGCCAUGCAAUUGCAGCAACUGCUCUACCAACAACAAACAAUAAAUAGCCACUAUGACACUAACAUGAUUGACAACACUACAGACCCAAAUGCUUUAGCUUUACAGCAACAACAACAGCAAUAUGAUCAAAGUGGCGUGGUUAGUGCAAAACAAUUGAUGGAGAUGUGCGCCACUGUGGACAUGAAACCAAAUAAAAUGAGCGAAUUUACAGCUGCCGCAUAUGAUAACUGUUAUGACAAUAUGGCAUCGCACUUCCAGCUCUGCAAUGUGCCCUCACUCACAGAUGACAAUGCAGACGCAGUGGUAGAGCAGGUAAAUACUGACAAUGAAGGUGGCAUGCUAAUGCCCAACAUUGUGAACGGUAUGCAACGAGGCACACAGCAAUACGUGCUCCCGGGUGGUGCCGGGGAGGAUCACUUAAUAUAUGAAAUAACCGAUAAUAAUCAAGUAGCUGUUAUUAGCCAGCAGCGACAGCAACAAAUGUUAAAUGAAUUCUUAACACAAGCCAACUAUGAACAGGUAACAACCGAUAUGAACGUCACCACUGGUCCUACGGCUUUGGAUGCAACGCAUGCCGAUGGCGCAACAUUAUUGCAACCACAAAAUAGUGGUGGUAACGCUACUAUGACGAAAGAGGAAAGUGCUGCUGAUGUUGAUGAGGAUUUACUCGAUUUCGAUUACUCACUGAUGGAAACAUAUAAAACGUUGAGCAGCAGUGGUAGUGCUGGUGGUAGCAGCAGUUCCAGCGGCGGCAGCGGCAGCGGCAGCAACUCAAAAGCCAUUAAAACCGAGGGCAAUAUUAGUGCCAGCAACAGCGGUAAAUACUAUGAUGACGGUUAUUUGAACACCUAUCUCUACCCAGGUGUACCCAAGCCGAGUGCUGUGAAUUGCUUUGGUCUGGUCAAAUUGCCAUUCGCUGCAGCAACAACAUUUAGAAAACACAUUUUAAAUGCACGCAAAGCCAACAACAGUCCCAUUACACUGAGCGGUGGCGGCGGCAUUAACGGUAUUGUGUGUUCGAACUCUUCCACAUCUGCGCGAUUGACCAGCAACACAAAGUCGAUGCAAAAUUAUUUCUCAAACUUAACUUCAACGUCCAACUCUUUGGGCGGUAAUGAGUUUUCGAUUGGCAGUAUUACCAUAACGAACUCAUCGUCUUCCCAAAACAAUUUAUAUGCAGCACAUCAGAAGCAACAAAACGCUGGAAGCAAUAAUACCAGUGGUGGUGGUAAUAGUGGUAAUGUAGAAAUAACUUUCAAUACCAAUUCCAAUGGCUGCGGAUCGGCCAUGUCACCGGUCUCAACCUUGCAACGUUCGCGCACCAAAUCCGGAAAUUCAGCGUCGCCAGCUGCCGGCAGCGUUGGUGCCUCUUGUGGCGGCGCUACACUUGUGCGUAGUAAAUCUCAAACUGGCGCACCUAUAGCCAUAGUCGCACCCACUAGUCGCUUACCGCCACCACCACGUCCCAGCACCGCGGGCCCUGUGCUGGCACAAAGCAAUAAGACGAUUUUUAUUGGGAACAAUACGUCGAUGAAUGGCAAUGAUCGUGUUAAAUUCAUUAAACGCUGCAUGCCGCUCACCAAUAGCAACAAUACUAACAACAACAGCAGUAGAUUAGAUACCGCCAAGCGGCAAAAGUUCUCACCACGUCAGAUUGCUGAUUUUUUGGGUGGUGUUAGUAAUAAUAACAACAACAACGGUAGCAAGCAGCAAAAACCAUCGUCCGCACAAAACGCCGAGGUCGGCACUAAUGGUAACAGCGGUAAUAAUAACCAUGACGCUGUCACCAACAACGCCAGCCUCACCACUAACUACAACACAGCCAGUGCAGACGAUCAAUUGAAGCUCGAACGCGUCGCUCACUUUUACGAACGCCGCCGUAAACUCUAUGACAUGGCGCGUAAUAGCCGUCAGCAGCAGCAGCACCAUCAACAACAACGUUCACAACAACAACCACAUGUACAGCAAAAGUUGUUGAAACAGCAACAGCAACUAUUCAAAAUGCUCACAGACUAUGGCCAAUUGAAUGCGGUAGUGGGGAAUUGUAAGGGCGCUAACGCAAAUACAAAUCCCGGCAGCAACAACAACAGUGGUAGCGAAGUUCUACGAAUAUCCGUUUGAAGCGGCAUUGAACGGCCCAAUAACAGGAUAUUGGGAACUGAAAGAACAAAGUGGCGGCCGAACAAAAGUAUAAUAAUGAAUAUAAAAACGUAGAUUUUGGGAAUGUGUUUAAAAAAAAUUUACAUGCAUCAUACGUAUUUUAAUUUAAAUAUAUAAUUUAGGUUUAUAAAAGUAUACAGCAAAGAAAAAUAACUGUGGCGCUGGUAAAAUGCAUGUUGUAGCCCAAACUGAAGUCUUUGUACGAAAAACAAAUUGAAAAGCUGAACUCGCUGAUAAAAAUUCAAUAAUUUAGUAUUGCUUUAUAUGAAAAUGCUAGAGUGGCAAACAACACCGGCGUCAUAGCAUUUGUGUAGCAUAAGAAUUUGCGUAGUCUCUAAUAUAUAAUACUAUGUAUAUUUAAGUUGCUUAGAUACAUUUAUGUUUUUCUGCUUGCUUAGAAUUAAGUUUUUUAUCGAACGCUAAUUUUAUCGUAUUUAUGUAUUAUAUGCUGUAUUGCAAUUAAACUACAAAACCCAUAUUCAUUUAGGUAUAUGUAUGUAAUUUGUACAUAUUCAUACAUAUUUUUAAUUACAGAAUGCGCAAUUUCUUCAUAAUUAUUAUGUAUUAUUUAUCUUCCCGCAUUAUGAUCCAAUCUGAUUUAUUUUACAUGCUUCAAAUCAAUACAGACUGAAAGGUUCUUAAGCCUAUUUCUACAAAUACAUACAAAAUGAAAGUAAAUAAACGAAAUUCAAAC
Ceratitis capitata (Mediterranean fruit fly) is the source of this 5948-nucleotide messenger RNA. Its product is annotated as probable WRKY transcription factor protein 1. Lineage: Eukaryota; Metazoa; Arthropoda; Insecta; Diptera; Tephritidae. The record is from RefSeq and is a predicted model, not a curated record. The transcript has 3 exons. Gene Ontology annotation, molecular function: transcription cis-regulatory region binding. Gene Ontology annotation, cellular component: nucleus. Gene Ontology annotation, biological process: regulation of transcription by RNA polymerase II. Bases 791 to 5215 code for a protein of 1474 amino acids.